CUCCUCCCUCCUCCCUCCUCCCCUCCUGCCGGGACCCAUGGCGGCCGCCGAGCGCCGCGCCUUCGCGCACAAGAUCAACAGGACAGUGGCCUCCGAGGUGCGUAGGCAGGUGACCCGGGAACGUAGUGGGUCGCCCCAUUCCAGCCGGCGGAGCAGCACCAGUCUGGGGGUGCCCCUCACGGAGGUCGUCGAGCCCCUCGAUUUUGAGGAGGUGCUGCUGAGUUGCCCCCCAGACGCCGAGCCGGGGCCCCUGAGGGACCUGGCAGAGUUUCCCGCCGAUGACCUGCAGCUGGAGCUGAGGCCCCGGGAAUGCCGGACCACCGAGCCGGGGAUCCCCGAGGACGGGAAGCUGGAUGCACAGGUGAGGGCAGCGGUGGAUCUGUACAUGGAAGACUGGGUGAUCGUCCACCGGAGGUACCAUCACCUGAGUCCUGCCUACAAUCCCGUCACCGCCCAGACCCAGCGUGAGCGUCAGCGGAGCCUCAGCAGGCAGAUCUUCGAGCAGGAUGUUUCUGGGGACGAGAGGCCCAGCCCCGAGGACUCAGCAGAGGACCCCCGGCCCAGCUCGGGGUCCCCCGACGACACUCCCAGGAGCAGCGGGGCCUCGGGCCUGUUUGACCUGCGGAGCCUGGCGGCCGACUGCCUGCUGCCGUCGCUGCUGGAGCGGGUGGCCCCGGAGGAGCUGGACAGAAGCAACGAGGCCCUGAGACGCCAGCACCGGCCGCCCGCCCUGCUGGCCCUGUACCCGGCGCCGGAGGAGGAUGAGGCCGUGGAACGCUGCAGCCGCCCCGAGCCCCCGCGGGAGCACUUCGGACAGAGGAUCCUGGUCAAGUGUCUGUCACUCAAGUUUGAGAUCGACAUUGAGCCCAUCUUUGGCAUCUUGGCCUUGUACGAUGUGAAGGAGAAGAAGAAGAUCUCAGAGAACUUCUACUUCGACCUGAACUCCGACUCCACCAAGGGGCUCCUGCGGGCCCACAGCAGCCACCCGGCCAUCUCCACCCUGGCCCGUUCCGCCAUCUUCUCCAUCACCUAUCCCUCUCCAGACAUCUUCCUGGUCAUCAAGCUGGAGAAAGUCUUGCAGCAGGGCGACAUCAGCGAGUGCUGUGAGCCCUACAUGGUGCUGAAGGAGGCGGACACGGCCAAGAACAAGGAGAAGCUGGAGAGGCUGCGCCUGGCGGCCGAGCACUUCUGCACCCGGCUGGGCCGCUACCGGAUGCCCUUCGCCUGGACGGCCGUGCACCUGGCCAACGUGGUCAGCACCGGCCCAGAGCGUGACGCGGAGCCUGAAGCCGCUGCGGAUCGCCGCCCCGCCUGGACAGAGCGCCGCCGCCGGGGGCCCCAGGACCGCACAGCCAGCACCGAGGACGCCGCCUGCAGCUUCUCGGGCUUCCGCCCGGCCACCCUCACUGUCACCAACUUCUUCAAGCAGGAGGCCGAGCGGCUGAGCGACGAGGACCUUUUCAAGUUCCUGGCUGACAUGCGGCGGCCCUCGUCUCUGCUGCGGCGUCUGCGCCCGGUGACUGCCCAGCUCAAGAUCGACAUCUCCCCCGCCCCGGAGCACCCCCAUUUCUGCCUGUCCCCCGAACUGCUUCACGUCAAGCCCUACCCCGACCCCCGGGGCCGCCCCACCAAGGAGAUCCUCGAGUUCCCUGCCCGGGAGGUCUAUGCACCCCACACCAGCUACAGGAACCUGCUGUUCGUCUAUCCGCACAGCCUCAACUUCAGCAGCCGCCAGGGCUCUGUGCGCAACCUGGCGGUCCGUCUGCAGUACAUGGCGGGCGAGGACCCCAGCCAGGCCCUGCCGGUCAUCUUUGGCAAGUCCAGCUGCAGCGAAUUCACCCGGGAGGCCUUCACCCCGGUGGUCUAUCAUAACAAGUGCCCGGAAUUCUAUGAGGAGUUCAAGCUGUGCCUUCCGGCCUGCGUGACCGAGAACCACCAUCUGCUAUUCACCUUCUACCAUAUCAGCUGCCAGCCCCGGCCGGGCACCACCCUUGAGACGCCCGUGGGCUUCACCUGGAUCCCACUGCUCCAGCAUGGACGCCUGAGAUCCGGCCCAUUCUGCCUCCCGGUGUCCGUGGACCAGCCCCCUCCCAGCUACUCGGUGUUGACCCCAGACGUGGCGCUGCCGGGCAUGCGCUGGGUGGACGGCCACAAGGGCGUGUUCAGCGUGGAGCUCGCCGCCGUGUCCUCCGUGCACCCCCAGGACCCGCACCUGGACAAGUUCUUCACGCUGGUGCACGUCCUGGAGGAGGGGGCCUUCCCGUUCCGCCUGAAAGACGGGGUGCUGAGUGAGAGCACGGUGGAGCCUGAGCUGCGGGCCAGCUUGGCCGCCCUGCGCCUGGCCAGCCCCGAGCCUCUGCUGGCUUUCUCCCAUCGCCUCCUCCACAAGCUGGUGGGGCUGGUCGUGCGGCCCCCCAUCAUCUGCGGCCAGAUCGUGAACCUGGGCCGGGGUGUGUUUGAAGCCAUGGCUCACGUGGUCAGCCUGGUGCACCGGAGCCUCGAGGGGGCCCAGGACCCCCGCGGCCACUGCCCCCUGUUGGCUGCCUACGUCCACUACGUCUUCCGCCUGCCCGGCACCGAGCCCAGCGGGGUGCUUCCGGCCCCUGUACAGCCCGCCACGCUGGCCCGGGCCUCCGGCCGCCCCGCCAGUCUCUACCUGGCCCGAUCAAAAAGCAUCAGCAGUAGUAACCCCGACCUGGCACUGGCCCCCGGCUCUGUGGACGACGAGGUCUCCAGGAUCCUGGCCAAUAAGGCCAUCGACCGCUCCCACUCCUGGGUGAACUCUGCUUAUGCUCCAGGUGGUACGAAGGCCGUGCUGCGGAGAGCACCCCCUUACUGUGGGGCGGAGCCCAGACAGGCCAUUGACCGCAUGUCUAACCGAACCUCUUCCUGCCUCGAGGGUUCCUCCUCUGCCCCUCCAGCUACUCAGCCGAGACCCACCAUGCACAAGUUGCUUCAUGAGGAACUCGCCCUGCAGUGGGUGGUGAGUGGGAGCGCUGUGCGUGAAGCCGUGUUGCAACACGCCUGGUUCUUCUUCCAGCUCAUGGCCAAGAGCAUGGCACUACACCUGCUUCUGAGCCAGCGGCUGGACACGCCCCGCAAGCUGCGCUUUCCCGGCCGCUUCCUGGACGACAUCUCGUCCCUGGUGGGCUCCGUGGGCCUGGAGGUCAUCACCCGCGUCUACAAGGAUGCCGAGAUGGCCGAGCGCCUCAAUGCCAGCCUGGCCUUCUUUCUCAAUGACCUGCUCUCCCUGGUAGAUCGAGGCUUCGUUUUCAGCCUGGUGCGUGCCCACUACAAGCAGGUGGCCACCCGGCUGCAGUCGGCGCCCAACCCCGCGGCGCUGCUGGCCCUCCGCAUGGACUUCACCCGCAUUCUGUGCAGCCACGAGCACUAUGUGACCCUCAACCUGCCCUGCUGUCCCCUGUCGCCCCCCGCGUCGCCCUCGCCCUCCGUGUCCUCUACCGCCUCCCAGAGUUCCACCUUCUCCAGCCAGGCCCCAGACCCCAAGGUCACCAGCAUGUUUGAGCUGAGCGGGCUCUUCCGCCAGCAGCACUUUCUGGCCGGGCUUCUGCUCUCGGAGCUGGCGCUGGCCUUGGAACCCGACAUGGAGGGGGCAUCCCUGCUGCAGAAGAAGGCGGUGAGCGCCCUGCACGGCCUGCUCUGUGCGCACGACUCGGACCCGCGCCUGGCCGAGCCCGCCGUGCGCGCCCGCGUGGCCGAGUUCUACCUGCCGCUGCUGGGGCUGGUUCGAGACACGCUCCCGCGCCUGCACGACUUCGCGGAGGGCCCUGGCCAGCGGUCCCGCCUGGCCUCCGUGUGGGACUCGGACACGGACGGGGAAGACGACCCCAGAAGCACCAUCAGCCCCUCGGUGGCCAUGGCCAUUGCGGGGGGACCCCUGGCCCCUGGCACCAGGACUAGCCUCACCCAGGGCUCCGGGGCGGCCACCCGUGCGGGCUGCCCGCUGUCAGCCGAGUGCAGCCGCACCCUGCUUGUGUGCACCCUGUGGGUGCUUAAGAACGCCGAGCCCAGCCUCCUGCAGCGCUGGGCAGCCGACCUGGCCCUCCCACAGCUCGGCCGCCUCUUGGACCUUCUCUACCUCUGCCUGGCAGCCUUCGAAUACAAGGGGAAGAAGGCCUUUGAGCGUAUUAACAGCCUGACUUUUAAGAAAUCCCUGGACAUGAAGGCCCGCCUGGAGGAGGCCAUCCUGGGCACCAUCGGGGCCAGACAGGACAUGGUGCGCAGAAGCAGAGAGAGAAACCCAUCAGGACCCCAGGAGAAUGUCCGUUGGAAGAAAAGCGUCAGCCACUGGAGACAGACGUCGGAUCGUGUGGACAAGACUACGGAUGAAAUAGAGCACGAGGCCUUGGUGGAUGGGAACCUGGCCACGGAGGCCAGCCUGGUGGUUCUGGACAUGCUGGAGAUAAUCGUGCAGACGGUGGUGCUGUCGGAAGCCCGGGAGGGCCUCCUGGGGGCGGUGUUGAAGGUGGUCCUGUACAGCCUGGGCAGCGCCCAGAGCGCCCUCUUCCUGCAGCACGGGCUGGCCACACAGCGAGCCCUGGUGUCCAAGUUCCCGGAGCUGCUGUUCGAGGAGGACACGGAGCUGUGCGCGGACCUGUGCCUGAGGCUCCUGCGGCACUGCGCCAGCCGGAUCAGCGCCAUCCGCAGCCAUGCCAGCGCCUCUCUCUACCUGCUCAUGCGUCAGAACUUCGAGAUCGGAAACAACUUCGCCCGCGUGAAGAUGCAGGUCACCAUGUCGCUGUCCACCCUCGUGGGGACCACGCCCAGCUUUAGCGAGGAGCAUCUGCGCCGCUCGCUCAAGACCAUCCUCACAUACGCGGACCAGGACGUGUGGCUGCGGGACAGCGCCUUCCCCGAGCAGGUGCAGGAGCUUAUGUUUAACCUGCAUAUGAUCCUGACCGACACGGUGAAGAUGAAGGAGUAUCAAGAGGACCCCGAGAUGCUUAUCGACCUGAUGUACAGGAUCGCACGGGGCUACCAGGGCUCCCCAGACCUGCGCUUGACAUGGCUGCAGAGCAUGGCGGGAAAGCACGCGGAGCUGGGCAACCACGCCGAGGCCGCACAGUGCCUGGUCCACGCGGCCGCGCUGGUGGCCGAGUACCUGGCGCUGCUGGAGGACAGUCGGCACCUGCCGGUGGGCUGUGUGUCUUUCCAGAACAUCUCUUACAAUGUCCUGGAGGAGUCUGCCAUCUCGGACGACAUCCUGUCCCCGGACGAGGAAGGCUUCUGCUCCGGGAAGCAUUUUACCCAGCUGGGUCUGGUGGCACUGUUGGAACAGGCUGCCGGCUACUUCACCCUGGGAGGACUCUACGAGGCGGUGAACGAGGUCUACAAGACCCUCAUACCCAUCCUAGAAGCCCACCGGGAUUACAAGAAGUUGGCCGCGGUGCACGGGAAACUGCAGGAGGCCUUCACCAAGAUCAUGCACCAGAGCUCCGGCUGGGAGCGUGUGUUUGGGACCUACUUCCGGGUGGGGUUCUACGGGGCCCGUUUUGGGGACCUGGAUGAGCAGGAGUUUGUCUACAAGGAACCCUCGAUCACCAAGCUGGCAGAGAUCUCUCACCGCCUGGAGGAAUUCUACACGGAGAGGUUCGGCGAGGACGUGGUGCAGAUUGUCAAGGAUUCCAACCCCGUGGACAAAAGCAAGCUGGACCCGCACAAGGCCUACAUCCAGAUCACCUACGUGGAGCCCCACUUCGACACCUACGAGCUCAAGGACCGGGUGACCUAUUUCGACCGCAACUACGGUUUGCGGACCUUCCUGUUCUGCACCCCGUUCACGCCUGACGGGCGCGCGCAUGGGGAGCUGGCGGAGCAGCACAAACGCAAAACCUUGCUCAGCACGGACCACGCCUUUCCCUACAUCAAGACCCGCAUCCGCGUCUGCCAGCGGGAGGAGACGGUGCUGAGCCCCGUGGAGGUUGCCAUUGAAGACAUGCAGAAGAAGACCCGGGAGCUGGCCUUUGCCACCGAGCAGGACCCCCCGGACCCCAAGAUGCUCCAGAUGGUUCUGCAGGGCUCCGUGGGCCCCACCGUGAACCAGGGUCCCCUGGAAGUGGCCCAGGUGUUCCUCACCGAGAUCCCUGAGGACCCGAAGCUCUUCCGGCAGCACAACAAGUUGAGACUGUGUUUCAAGGACUUCUGCAAGAAAUGUGAGGACGCCCUCCGGAAGAACAAGUCUCUGAUUGGGCCUGACCAGAAGGACUACCACCGUGAACUGGAGCGGAACUACUCCCGCCUGCUGGAGGCGCUGCAGCCAUUUCUCACACACAGGCCACCCCAGCUCCUGGCCCCCAGCACCACCGGCCUCAGGAAUUCCUUGAACAGAAUGAGCUUCCGGAAGACGGACCUCUGAGCCUCCAGGAGAUCCCAGCAACCUUCCUGUGCCUUGUGGUCCCUGUUCCCCGAUGCUACAAGGAGGCCUGGCUCCUGUCUGUCCCUUCCCUUCUCCCCUCCCUUCCUCCCUCUUUCUGUCCCAGGCCAGAUGCACUGAAAACUUUUGACUUUUU
This is a messenger RNA of Erinaceus europaeus (western European hedgehog), 6530 nucleotides long. It is a transcript of the gene DOCK6, whose product is annotated as dedicator of cytokinesis 6. Gene Ontology annotation, biological process: positive regulation of GTPase activity; small GTPase-mediated signal transduction. The record is from RefSeq and is a predicted model, not a curated record. Bases 38 to 6376 code for a protein of 2112 amino acids. Gene Ontology annotation, cellular component: cytosol. The transcript has 50 exons. Gene Ontology annotation, molecular function: guanyl-nucleotide exchange factor activity. NCBI's taxonomy places the organism in Eukaryota, Metazoa, Chordata, Mammalia, Eulipotyphla, Erinaceidae.